Molecule: messenger RNA, 552 nt
Organism: Rosa rugosa (rugosa rose)
Lineage: Eukaryota; Viridiplantae; Streptophyta; Magnoliopsida; Rosales; Rosaceae
Exons: 1
Coding region: 1-552 (183 amino acids)
Molecular function (GO): nucleic acid binding; zinc ion binding
Source: RefSeq, a predicted model, not a curated record
AUGGCAAUGGAACAGGAAAACAAGACUUGCCAGGAUGAGCUAUUGGCUUUAAGGGAUUCCCGAGGGAAGGGAAAGGAAAUUGUUGAGAGCAGUGAGAGGAAAAACAAUCAGGAUGGGUCCUGGAAGAGGCGGAUGACUAAUCAACAGGCGCCAGCUAAAGAAGCAGCUGCACCUGUAAGGCAGGUGGCACCCCUGAGGUGUUUCAAUUGCAACGAGAUGGGUUAUACUGCCAAGGGUUGUACGAAGCCGAAGAAUGUAAUAUGCCUUAAAUGUGGCCAGGCAGGGCAUUACUCUAGGGAUUGUACCCAGGCACAAGGUGGGGGACAAGGGAAUCAACAGAGGCAACUACCUCAGGAAAAGGCGAGGGUGUUUGCUGUUGUUCAGCAGGGUGCUAGGGAAGAAGGUACCUUAUCUAAUUCUGCUUUUGUUGUUAGAAUGACAUGUGAUAGUAGAGUACUUCUUUCUGUGUGUUGUGUUGGGUUUUGCCUGUUGUCUACAGUUAGACUUUUGAGUGUGACAUGUUGUGUGAUACAUCCUUCAUUGUUGUGGUAG